This is a messenger RNA of Daphnia magna, 2598 nucleotides long. Its product is annotated as longitudinals lacking protein, isoforms A/B/D/L. Gene Ontology annotation, molecular function: protein binding. Gene Ontology annotation, biological process: regulation of transcription by RNA polymerase II. Bases 164 to 1414 code for a protein of 416 amino acids. Gene Ontology annotation, cellular component: nucleus. Lineage: Eukaryota; Metazoa; Arthropoda; Branchiopoda; Diplostraca; Daphniidae. The transcript is spliced from 6 exons. The record is from RefSeq and is a predicted model, not a curated record.
UCUUGAGCGGAAUAAUCCGGAUUGCAGCAGGUGGUUACCACUUUUAAUAGCAAAUAUUCAUUCCACGUCUCCAAGUUUGAUUUACAAAUCAUCUUCUGUUUGCAACUAGUUGUUGUACACUCUGUGCCUCUCAAAAGAAGUGUUACAGGAUAAUUUUUUCAAAAUGGGACCGAGUAGUGGGGUGCAGGAAUACUGCUUAAGAUGGAACAACCAUCACAGCACGCUGGUGUCUGUGAUGGAUGCUCUCCUUCAAAAAGGUAGCUUGGUUGAUGUUACCUUGGCUGCCGAAGGAAAAUCUAUUCAAGUGCACCGUUUGGUUUUAUGUGCCUGUUCAAAUUACUUUCAGGAAUUACUUUCAUUGCAUUGGGACAAACAAGCUGUGGUAUUUCUAAAAGAUGUUAAGUUUGAUCACUUGCAAGCACUUGUUGACUACAUGUACAGAGGAGAAGUGAAUGUAUCCCAGGAUCAACUAGCUGCAUUUCUAAAUACAGCAGAGGCCUUAAAAAUCAAAGGGUUAGCUGAUGGUGAUCGGGACAGAAAGAAUGAAAAGCGAAUUUUGGAUAAAGCCAUGCAUUCCUCCUCUCCAUCAUCAUCAUCAAUCACCAAGCCAUCCAAACGAGUUCGCAAACAAUCCAAAGAAGAUUCACCUCCAACAGACAAAACCCAGCUACCUCAACACCAUUUGCCUUCUCUUGUUCGCAUUCCACCUGCAGUCACAACUCCUGUCUCAGCGCCCAAUGAUCGAAAUGAAAGUCCGAUCCCGUCUCCUACAGAUAGCCGCCCUGAUGACGAUUUGCACUCAAAUUCGGCAGCCGAUAAUCUAAACAUUGAAAUUGAAGACGGAGAAGAAUAUUCAAUGGUGGAACCCAAAAUUGAAACUGAGCUUGAAGCUGAUUACAGUGGUGGUAGUGGUGAUGAAGAGGAUUGGAGCGAUUCAGAGUAUCCAUCUAGGAUGGACGCAUCACGUGGAGAACAAGGCUGGAACGAUGACGCCGAUGGACAUAUGAGCGGAGAAGGACAAGCACAUCUGGAUCAUGUAGACCUGAAUAAUUCUGCAAGAGGAUUAGUCGGCAGGUGGACGAAGCAAACGUACGUUCGCGCACCACCGAACAUGACCCACCACUUCCACCAGCACGAUGCCACCACCGCCGACGCCAACACGUCCACCGACACCAAUCUAUCCAAAUCGGGGCGAAAAGUUUUGCCGAACCAACUGGGCAGGUACGAGUGCCAUCGAUGCGGCCGCUCAUACAACCUGUACGGCAACCUUCGACGCCAUUGGCGCUACGACUGCGGUGACCAACCGCCCCAGUUUGCUUGCACGCUUUGCGGCCGCCUAUUUCGACGCCGUUCCAACCUGCGAGCCCACGCCAUCCGCAGCAACUGCCAGCCCCUCACUCCCGUCAACGUUUGAGCGAACGAGGAAAUCUUACGUGAAAAAAAAUAAAUAUAAACAAACCGUCCAUUUUCAACGAUUUUUUAUGCAACGGAUAUCCAUUUACCUUUCCCUAUACCCCAUCCCACCCCCCACCCCUUCUUUUUUUUAAAUUCCCCUUAAAUUAUAUAUAUAAUUGCUAUGAUCGAUUUUUGCAGCUAUUUUUUUUUUCUUCCUUGUCUUUUUGUUCUAAUAUUUGAUGAUGGGCGCACCAAAAUUUGGCCACCUGUUUAAAUAGCUUUGGCCAACUAUGAUUAUUAUUAUUAUUUUUUUUUGCUGAUGUGAUUCCGGCCGAUUAUCAAAAUGCUUUACCGAUAAUAAUGGUGGUGACGACCCAAGGAUGAUAUUUCGUGCCCUCCUAAACCCUAUAACGUGUAAAUUUUUUUUUUUUUUUUUUUCGGAUUACGUAUGUGUAAUAUUAUCAUUGAGGAAACCAAGAUAGCUCUCCAUCCAACGUACGCGCAUAAGACUAUAGUUAAGGAAAAGGGCCAUCGUUGGCUGCAAUCUAACCCACUUUUAUUUGUCUUCGGUUUUAAUCGCUACAUUAAAAGAUUAUUAAAAUCCAAUCUCCCAAUCCGAGUUGUCUGUUGAUCGGUCCUCUAAGGAUACACUGUGUGUGACGCUGUGCCCUGCAACAGGGGUUGCACCUGACAUCCCCCUGUCUUUGUGAUGCAUUUUUUUUUUAUUACUAUUAUUAUUAUAUUGUGAGUGUAUGUUUUUUUUUUGUUUUCGGUAAAACUGUAAUUUUUUUUUUGUCUUUUGAAUAUUCCCUUCUCUUUUUUGGGGGGGCGAAUUUGAGGAACAAAUCGUUCCAAUUCGGUAUUUGGAAAAGAUGGACGUGACGACAGCCCCCCUUUUCUGCCUCCCUAUAUGGUAAAUGAGCAUCGAUGCAUGCUCCUAUCCUUCGACGAUACCGUGCUUUCGUAAUGAUAUUUAAUGGUGAUUAGGGCCUUGAUUUUUGCACUUUACAGCACACACACACACACAGAAACAAACGCGUUUUUUUUUUUUUUUGUUUGUUUGUCUUUGUUUGUUUUCUUGGUUGGUUGGUUGUGCUAACGACGCGUCCUUUGUAUGGCGACGCCAGUCAUUUUGACUGCUACCCACCCAAAGCGAACUAAUUACGAAUACAUCGAUGCCUUUCUUUUGUGAUUCUUUUAUAA